Messenger RNA from Portunus trituberculatus (swimming crab), 3971 nucleotides. RefSeq names its product probable G-protein coupled receptor Mth-like 3. Gene Ontology annotation, biological process: G protein-coupled receptor signaling pathway; cell surface receptor signaling pathway. The record is from RefSeq and is a predicted model, not a curated record. Gene Ontology annotation, cellular component: membrane. Bases 852 to 2636 code for a protein of 594 amino acids. The transcript is spliced from 8 exons. Gene Ontology annotation, molecular function: G protein-coupled receptor activity. NCBI's taxonomy places the organism in Eukaryota, Metazoa, Arthropoda, Malacostraca, Decapoda, Portunidae.
UUGAGGUGACAACACUGCCCCGCACAGAGAACGCAUUCUCACCCGUCAAUUAUUUGAUUAUUUUUUCUUUUUUUUCUAGUAAACUAUGUAAUCGUUUAGUGGAAUGUGUUAUGUACAGCUUCAUUGUGAGAUGUUAAGCGAGUGAUGUGAUGGCUGUUCUCAAGGCAUCUUCGGCUUGACAGCCUUGACCCUCUUGAUUUUGACAUGGAUAUAGUGUGUGUACCACCCAACAGAGGGAACACAGUAGCAAUGGUAGUGAGGACAACACUGGUGUUGGUGGCAGUGGCAGUGUUGGCAGGACUCCCAGUGACACGUGGACAGAAUCUCACCCUUCAAAAAGAACGUUUGCCAAACCCAAACGGACAACACAAUGAAAAGACAAACGUAUUCCAUAGACAAGGUUACGAAGCAAAGUACUUCAAAUGUCGAUGUGAGGGAAAUCAGGCCAUAAACGGUUCUGAAUGUGUGGAUAUACAAACCAAAGUGUUAGUGACGAAUCCUGACACAGGCGUCAUUCAAGUGUCCUUGACGGAUGACUUUGUCGGAGUAACGGUGGGAAGUGUGGACUGUUUUGGAGAUUAUGUGCAAAUGGACUUAGAUUUUAAAAGUGAUCCAGCACACAAAUUCACUCUCCUUCCAAACGGAGCUUUACUGUGGCACCAGCGAGAAUAUGAACACUACUGCAUUGACCACGUACUCAACAACGCUGAAGGGGUCCCCAUCCCUUCCAAGGCUCGUGUGUGUGUCCCGCCGCCAGCAGUGCCCCGCUGCUGCCUUGGAAAUCAAGAUGGUUCCGGUUCCCUUCCCUGUGGUGAUGAUAAUUCUAACAUCGUUUCUCGCCUCGCAUCGUGAUGGGCAAAACGUUUGUAAAGUGGUCCGAGGUAACAACUUUGCCUGGGCGAAAAUGUACGCAACACGAGAAAGAGAUAAACAUCCCUCUUAACGUAAGCAAAGGCCGCCUCCUCUACGACUACGAAUCAGGUGCGGUAUCUAUAGUUUGGACAACGCCUUACUUUAUCAAGGAAAUACUGCAGGAAGGAUUCUGUGUGCGGCGUGAGGAAGGGGACAGCUACGUGGCCACCAUCUGUUACGAGGACCAUGAAGCUGUUCAUCGAAACUUGUGUGGAGACGUGACCUGUGUGCGGAAGUGUUGUCCCGAUGGACAAGUUCAUUCUAAGGAAGGAAUAGAUUGUCUCCCUGCGGAACAUGAAGGCCAGGUCUGGGAGCCAAAUUUUGUUGACACAAAUCUGACUAAUGUCACGCACUCCGGAAACUUGACCGUCUUGCAUGGAUGGCCCCAAUGUUUUAUCUAUAAGGCUGACCCUUCAAUACACAAGGACGACAAAUUUUACCUUUUGGAAAAUGGCGAUUUGUUCAGUCCCUUCAGUAAUCAUCGCGAUCCACCCACCAGUUACUGUGUCGACAACUUCUUAAUCGAUGACGACAAGAUCGUCACAAAAGCAUUCAUAUGCUCUGUUGAGGAUGAUAUGCAUGCGGAACCCGUGUGCACUAACGCCAGACGCACCAUAUACCCUGUACUCUUGCUGGUGUCAACGGCAUUCUUAGGCAUCACUCUAAUCAUCUACCUCAGCGUACCAGACCUGCGGGGCAAAUUACACGGUCGUUGCCUCAUCUCCCUCGCCUUCGCUUUCUUCGUGGCCUUCUUAUUGAUAUCCAUUUCUUACCUGACCAAUACACCGCAGUCGCCAGGUGUCUGUAUUACUAUAGCCUUCUUCAAGCACAUGAGUCUGCUCGCCGCUUUCUUCUGGCUCAACGUCAUGUCCUUCGAUAUCUGGAGGACUCUCAGAAAAACACGAAAGGUAGCGGCGGGGCGGCAGAGUCUGUACCGCUUUCGGUGGUACUCCCUGUAUGCGUGGGGCAGCGCACUAGUUAUCGCGUUGGUGGCCGCGGUGUUGGAGCAGCAGCCGCUCGACUCAGGCAUUAUCAGACCAAACUUGGACAACAUUUUCUGCUGGUUCGCAGUCGGCAAGUCGGUUUGGAUCUACUACUACGCGUGGGUGUCCCUGGUGCUGGUGACAAACAUGGUCCUCUUCGCGCUGGUGAUCGUCAUUCUGAUCAAGAGACAAAGGAACUCGUUGCUCAGGCGAAGUCGUGAAAUGAAUCGAGAAAGGAUGUGGCUGUGCGUGAAGCUGUUCCUGGUGAUGGGUGUGACGUGGAUUGCAGAGGUGGUGUCCUAUCAACACGGCAGGUGUAUCGAAUGGAUAGUCAUGGACAUCAUCAACACACUGGAAGGUCUUACGCUCUUCUUGGUCUUCAUUCUCAACCGAACCACGUUACGCAAGAUCCGCGAGAGAUGGGGCUGUGGUGUCACCCCCAAUCUUCUUUCCCGAAGCGCCACGUUCACAACGAGCUUCUCCAGCACCCUCUCCUUCUACAGCAGGAAGCAGGGCAGCAUCAAGUCCAACCACGGCAAUUCAAAGUACACAGGCAACACUUCGAACUCUGGAGCCAUGGAAAUGAGAUCUAGAUACCCCCUGAAUACCUUGAGCGAGGAGCUGGAGGAGUCAACACAAGUUGAGUCUGCUGGAUAUGAGUCAGAGGGUGGAGCAACUUCGCGCCCCAACAAGGGCAACGAAGAGAUGCCGGCCAUCUUUUCUAAGGUUUAUGACAUUUAAUCCGAAUGCGCUUCCUCCUCCUCCUACUACAACUAACAGUACGUUUUUCUUACUGUUUCUGCUGCUCCUCGCCCUCAUCCUGCUACACCUUUAUUCCAUUUGAUAUAGAAUUUCAGAUAGUCUUAAAAGUGAUAAGAAUCGGUUAUACUGAUGAUGAAUGUCAUAAACGUUAUUAGAAUAAGUGAUGAUUGUCAUGAAAAAAAAAAAACGUGUUUCGACAGGGAAUAAAUAGAAAAUAGACGAAUGACGUGUAAUUUAAGUGGAGGUGUGUGUUUCUCCCUCCCUUCAGUGCUUUACUUGCUAAUAUAACCCAGAAAGCAACUCAUGAUUCCAUUUCAGUCUCUCUCCGCACAGUGAAGCUUAUGACAACCCUUCUGUGAGACAAUUUCAUGCACCUGUAUGACCACGUUGUACUUGGCGUAAACAAUAUGGUAAAUGAUUCAUAGCCGACAGGAAAUGUCUAUCAUGAGUUAGUAAUAGUGAUAACAGCAGCAGCAGCUGCAACAGCAUUAGUAGUAGCAGCAGCAGCAGCAGCAGCAGCAACAGCAACAGCAGCAGUAACUGUAGUAGUAGUGGUAGUAACAGUCGUAGUUCUGUUCACAGCCUCAUCUUUAUUGCUGUCUUUCUGCCACCUCCGCGUGGAUUAUUUGUACGCCCAUCAGGCUUAGGUAUAGUUAAAUAGUUAGGAUUCCCACUGCCCCGUGUUUUUAGCCUUGCCUCUUCACUCUCCUCUCCUUAGCGGCAACAGAAGGUGUCUGUUGCGAGGUUGUCAGAUUGUCUUUCCUCUCUCACUUACGGAGGAUUCGCCUCAGUGAGCGUGCUUUUGGGGUGAAUUGACAACGUCCGGCCCCCCUAGAGUAGUCUGGCAGGAUAACCCGACGCUAGGAAACUCCCCCCUGACUUCUUCCCACUUGUGUCCCGCACCCCUCCUGCAGGAGGGGGUGUACCUUCCCCCUCCAUGCCUGAUGGACCUUCCUAUCCUUCCCCAGCAAAGGGGAGGGAGGACACUGAUCGACGACCCCCGACUGCCAGACUGUCUAUAUAUUGACCCUAAUAAAGCAACAUGUGACCCUGCACUCUAAGACUACCACCCGCCUCUCUACAGUAACUAAUUUAUUAUCAAGAAGGUAAUUGACUACCAUGUUGGGAACGUGAUUAAUGUUAAAAAACUUGAUAGUGGUGAUUUGUUAGUUCAAACGCUUCACGUAAAUCAAGUCAAAACACUUUUGAAACUCCAGCGCAUCCAUGACAGAGAUCGAGCCUUCGAUUCCGGUGUCCAUGAACUCGUAUCGGGGAGUCGCCUCCCACCGCGAUUUUGUGGACAUGGACUCGACU